Aureococcus anophagefferens is the source of this 777-nucleotide messenger RNA. RefSeq lists its product as hypothetical. Gene Ontology annotation, biological process: protein phosphorylation. The record is from RefSeq and is a predicted model, not a curated record. NCBI's taxonomy places the organism in Eukaryota, Pelagophyceae, Pelagomonadales, Pelagomonadaceae. The annotation marks the transcript as partial. The transcript has a single exon. Gene Ontology annotation, molecular function: protein kinase activity; ATP binding.
AUGGAGGGCUUCGACGUCCUGAAGGUGCUGGGCUCCGGGUCCUUCGGGCGGGCCAUGCUCUGCAGGGACCGGCGCAGCGGCGAGGAGGUCGUCGUCAAGGAGAUCAAGUGCGAGGACGCGAAGGCGUUGGCCGAGGCCAAGAGCGAGGCGGACCUCAUGGCCCAGCACGAGCACAGCAACAUCUGCCGCUACGUCGCGUCCUUCGCCGACGAGCCGUCGCAAAAGUUCUACCUCGUCAUGGAGUACGCCGACGGCGGCGACCUCGCCGGCGCGAUCAACCGCCGGCGGAGCGCGGGCCGGUACUGGCCCGAGGCCGACGCCAUGUCCAUCUUCGUCAUGUGCCUCGUCGCCGUCCGCCACUGCCACGCGAAGCGCAUCGUCCAUCGCGACAUCAAAGCGGCGAACGUCUUCCUCACGAAGGCGGGCGUCGUCAAGCUCGGCGACUUCGGCGUGUCCAAGCGGCUCCGGGGCCGCGAGGGCGCGACGGUGCUCGCCCAGACCCAGGUCGGCACGCCCUACUACCUCUCGCCGGAGAUCUUCGAGGGCCAGGCCUACGGGUUCAAGAGCGACGUCUGGUCGCUCGGCGUGCUGCUCUACGAGGUGCUGGCGCUGAAGGUCCCCUUCGAGGCGCGGUCCAUGGCCGCGCUCUGCCGCCUGGUCACGGGCGCGAAGGACCCGAAGCCGCUGCCGCCGGCGUACUCGCCGCAGGCGGCGGCGCUCGUGAAGCAGCUCCUCGCGCGCGACCCAAGCCGCCGGCCGUCCGCGGACCGCGUGUUG